Branchiostoma belcheri (Belcher's lancelet) is the source of this 2452-nucleotide messenger RNA. Its product is annotated as carnitine O-palmitoyltransferase 2, mitochondrial-like. Gene Ontology annotation, molecular function: carnitine O-palmitoyltransferase activity. Gene Ontology annotation, biological process: fatty acid beta-oxidation. The record is from RefSeq and is a predicted model, not a curated record. Lineage: Eukaryota; Metazoa; Chordata; Leptocardii; Amphioxiformes; Branchiostomatidae. The coding region runs from base 3 to 2051 and encodes 682 amino acids. Gene Ontology annotation, cellular component: mitochondrion. The transcript has 13 exons.
UCAUGGCUGCCCUUCAGAAGAUACCGGCGUAUCCGCCCGGGCUGAUACCGGCCUACCGCCGUCUGUACGGCCUCGUGGGGGGUAGGAUACGCAAGGAACAGGUCCUUGCUGCAGUACCAUGCACAUCAGUUCAGGGGCGCUUCAAGAGCAGUCGUUCUCGGGAGUACCUCCAGGAAAGCAUUGUUCCCAGCUACCAUUUCCAGCCCAGCAUGCCGAGACUGCCGGUCCCCAAGCUGGCCGACACCUGCAGUCGCUACCUGGCCUCCCAGGGGGCGCUGCUAGACAGUCAGCAGUACGCAGAGACGGCCAGGAUCACCCAGGAGUUCCAGGCCAAGGAAGGCGCAGAGCUCCACAAGGAACUUGUUGCCCUGAAUGACCAGAACAAACACACAAGUUAUAUCUCAGGUCCGUGGUUUGACAUGUACCUGAAGAGUCGACAGUCCGUCGUGUUGAACUUUAACCCCUUCAUAUCGUUUGUGGAUGACCCAAAGGCCGGAUACACUAACCAGCUGGUGAGGGCCACCAACUUUGUGGUGUCCUCUGCGCGGUUUAUGAAGUGCCUGCGAGCAGAGCUGCUGAAACCGGAGAUUUUUCACCUGGGAGAAAGGAGCAAGUCCAAGUGGUUUGAGAGGGUCAUUCGCUAUGUUCCCAGUUCGCUAUCCUGGUAUGGAGCAUACAUGGCUAACGGCUACCCGCUGGACAUGAGUCAGUAUAAGAACCUGUUUAACUCCACGCGAAUCCCUCGGCCGGGCAGAGAUGAAAUCGUAGUUGACAACUCUGCGAACCACCUACUGGUGAUACGCAACGGGCACAUGUACGUGUUUGAUGUCAUGGAUGCAGAUGGUAACAUCAAGCCGGCAGCAGAGCUCCAUGCGUACCUGAGCCACAUCCUGUCGGACCAGACACCGCCCCCCUCCCACCCUCUCGGCUAUCUCACGGCGGAGAACAGGGACACCUGGGCAGCACUCAGGCAGAAACUCGAGGACUGUGGCAAUGGAGAGGUUCUGAAGACAGUAGACAGUGCCAUGUUCUGUCUGUGUCUGGAAGACUCAGCGGCAGAAGAUGUGGACAGUCUCACCAGACUCAUGCUACAUGGAGAUGGGGCCAACAGGUGGUACGACAAGAGCUUCUCCCUGAUCGUGGACAGAAACGGAGGUGCGGCGGUGAAUUUUGAGCACGCCUGGGGGGACGGUGUGGCAGUUCUUCGCUACUUUAACGAGGUUUUUGACGACGUGUCGAUUUCUCCCAACGUGACCCCCUCCUGUAAACCUGCCGACAUCAACGCUUCGCAACACGUCAGGAAGUUGGAGUUUAAGCUAGACGGAGCUCUACAGGAAGGGAUUCAGCAGGCGAAGGAGAAUUUCUGGACCCACGUGAAGCCGUUAGACCUGGCAGCUCUGCAGUACACUAAACACGGCAAAAACGACCUGAAGAAGUACAAAAUCAGCCCAGACUCUCUCAUGCAGCUCGCUAUACAGAUGGGCUAUCAUCGACUGACAGGAAAGAGCGCGGGAACCUACGAGUCAUGCAGCACGGCCGCGUUCAAACACGGUCGUACGGAGACUGUUCGCUCGUGCACGCCCGAGACCAGGACAUGUUCGCUGGCGUUCGACAAAGUUGACUCUGCCAAUGCUUUGGAGCUGCGACAGCUGAUCCAGGCCUGCUCGGAUAAACACAACAGCCUCACUAAAAAUGCUGCUAUGGGUCAGGGCUGGGAUCGGCACCUGUUCGCCCUCCGCACUCUGGCCGAGCAGACCAGCGCGUCUCCCGCCAUUUUCCGCGACCCUGCGUAUGCGGCGAUCAACCACAUCAUCCUGUCAACCAGCACCCUCAGCAGCCCGGCGGUGCACCUGGGCGGUUUCGCACCGGUUGUGCCAGACGGUUUUGGGAUCGGGUAUAUGAUACGUGACCGAGAGCUUGGGUAUAACGUUACAAGUUACCCCGCGUCACAUAAUGUUAGAGAUUUCCUACAGUGUGUGGAAAGUAGCCUGGAGGACCUGUUUAAAGUGUUACAGGAGUCUAACAAGGCUGCAAAUCAAGAAAAGAAAUAAGCUAGGCCCAUAAUAAUUACCAGUAUUUCUAUCACUAAUAGCUUUAAUUUCAUCUGUGUUGGUAGAAGUCAUUCAGGAACAGGUUUUUCAUCUGUUAUUUCCAACACAAGAAUUGGACUCAUUCUUGGUGAUUUGCACCUUUUUUUCACACCAUUGGUCCUCUUUUGUAGUGUUGUAUUGUCUAAUAGUUUGCCUCCUUGUUAAGAAGUACAGUACAAGAAGAGAGUACUUGGAAAUUGACCCUGAAUGAACCCCUGAAGACAAGUGGAAGGUAGAGUGGUAUAGAAUGUCAGAUUAGACAAGACAGGGUUUGGUAGAGAAGAUUUUGACCAAAGAGGGAGGUCAGGUUUUGCUAAACAGAGUAAAACUUAGCCUCCGUAGCAGGCUUAUAGAACUGGGGG